Molecule: messenger RNA, 2854 nt
Organism: Cajanus cajan (pigeon pea)
Lineage: Eukaryota; Viridiplantae; Streptophyta; Magnoliopsida; Fabales; Fabaceae
Product: putative serine/threonine-protein kinase WNK5
Biological process (GO): protein phosphorylation
Molecular function (GO): protein kinase activity; ATP binding
Source: RefSeq, a predicted model, not a curated record
UUGAGAAAAAGUAGAUCUGACUUGACUGAACCUUACAAAAUCAGCUCUUAACAUGAGAAAUACUAUCACUUAUAUGCAUUAUUUUAUUCUUAUCACUGGUUGAUGUGGAUCUCCAAAUGUAUAGUUCAUAAAUCUCCAUGUUUCCUUCCUACGUCCCUUAUUUUGUCUUUUCAUUUUCUCAGCGACUAUUCAUACCCUCUUUGUCUUCCAUUAUCUUUAACACCAAGGCUGCCUCCAGCUAUCGAUUAAUCAACCCUUUGGCUCACAAUUCACACUCUCUGGUGUAGUCUCAUUCCGGCUUGCAACUCACACAAUUAUUAACUUAUUAUUCGUGUCUGAUUUACACCAAACGGUUUCUUUGUCCUCUUAUCUUCCAAAAAAUCUUGAGGAGUGUUAUCUCUCCCUGUCUCUCUGUCUCUGUGUUUUCUCCCUCUUGACACUGUUGAACCAGUAGUUAACAUGCCCCUAUAUGGUUUUUCACGUGGAGCUGUUGAAAUGACGUGGUUAAUAAUGCUUAGUGUUGACUACUCAAGAAGCCUCUUCUGGCUGUUAUUUGGUGUCUUGCACGAGAACCAUGUAGUGGAAGCUUCGUAUCAUCUAGCACCCGCUUUCUAAAUCAGCUUGAGGUUCUAUAUAACUAUGUUCUUUUGUUGCUAAAUUAUUAUUAGUACUCGUGGCUAUACAUAAUAAGCAUAGCACGGGCUUAAGUCAGAAAAGUUGUUAGACAUGGAAUUGCCUGAUACAAUCAAUACAGCCAUGUACAAGGGGAGAUUCUGCACGAGUGGUGGAGUUAAGGCUCAGCUUGGUUAUGUUGAAACUGAUCCAUCUGGUCGAUAUGGGCGAUUCAGGGAUAUUCUGGGGAAGGGAGCAAUGAAGACUGUGUAUAGGGCAUUUGAUGAGUUACUAGGGAUUGAAGUGGCUUGGAACCAAGUCAAGCUUGGUGAUGUCUUUCACUCACCAGAGCAUCUUCAGCGCCUUUAUUCAGAGGUUCAUCUCCUUAAGCACCUAGACCAUGAAUCUAUGAUGAUCUUCUAUGGUUCUUGGAUCGAUGUCAACAACAGAACCUUCAACUUCAUCACUGAAUUGUUCACCUCCGGCACCCUAAGAGAGUACAGGCAGAAGUAUAAACGAGUAGAUAUCAGAGCAGUUAAGAAUUGGGCUCGCCAGAUUCUAAGUGGUUUGGAGUAUUUACACAGCCAUAAUCCUCCUGUAAUACAUAGAGAUCUCAAGUGUGACAAUAUAUUUGUCAAUGGCCAUCAGGGUAGGGUCAAAAUUGGUGACUUAGGCCUGGCAGCUAUACUUCGUAGCUCCCAACAUGCCCACAGUGUCAUAGGCACACCAGAAUUCAUGGCACCAGAACUGUAUGAAGAGAAGUACAACGAGCUGGUAGAUAUAUACUCCUUCGGUAUGUGCAUGAUAGAGAUGCUUACUUUUGAGUUCCCAUACAGUGAGUGCGCCAACCCAGCUCAAAUAUACAAGAAAGUUACUUCGGGGAAGCUACCUGAAGCGUUUUACAGAAUCCAAGAUUUGGAAGCCCAGAAGUUUGUGGGAAAAUGUUUGGCAAAUGUCUCAGAGAGACCAUCAGCGAAGGAGCUCUUGUUGGACCCAUUUUUAGCCAUGGACCAACUUGAAAUACCAUUGCCACCAAGCAUACCCUUGUGUCCAAAUCAAACACUAAAGCUUAAUUCCAUUGCACUAUUUCCCGGUGUGCAUCUUGAUCAAACAAAGAGCGCGGAUAUGACAAUCACUGGCUCAAUAAAUGAAGAGGACAACACUGUUUUCCUUAAAGUGCGGAUAUCUGACAAAAUGGGGCACACAAGGCACGUGUUCUUCCCAUUUGACACAUUAAAAGACACGGCUAUACAGGUGGCGAUGGAGAUGGUACAAGAACUUGAGAUAAGCCACUUGGAACCACUGGAGAUUGCUGCAAUGAUAGAUCAUGAGGUAUCAGCUCUAGUUCCAACUUGGAGGGACAGGGUUAAGUGUCACCACCAACGACAGUACAGCUUUAACUACGAAGAAGAUGAUGAUGCCAAUAACCAUCAUCCUUUCUUCUUAUCAUCUUCUCCAUCAUCCCCUCGCGGAUCUGGCCACAUGUCUGCUUCCAACUCCUUCAAGACCCGUGUUCGUGGGAACCUUUACCCAUUUACUCAAGAAUGGCCUCAAGAUGAUCAGUUUGUGAACGAUGACACAAGCUCCCAAACCUCAGUGAACUCCUUCAAGUGUUCAACAUUCCAAUUGUGCGACCCCGGGAACGAAGACGAGCACGGGUUAACAACAGCAAUAGACAGAAGCGAUCAACGCAACAAGUGCACAGCAUUAUCAUACCGUGGUGGGGAAGAAUCAGCAGAAGCGAGUUUGGCGAGACAGUUUUACUACCCAACGAGAAUGGAGUCGUCUCGUGGGUGCAUGUUAGGGUCGAGCCACGCGUGUCCGAGGUUGACGAGGAUCCGGUCGUGCCCGCAUGAGCGGAGGAGCCAGCAGCUUCAGCGGUCGAUGUUGGAGGAGAUUUACAAGUACAAGAGGCGCUUGUUCAACACUGUUGGCGCCGUUGAGAACAUCGGGUUCCGGCAUCCCGUGAGAGGUGGGUGCUUACGUGGUUGAAUGAAGCUUCGGAGUAAGAAUCAAAGAAGCUCUUCGUUUCUGAUGAUUUCUGCCUUUUGUUGUUCUUGUUCUUGUUUUGCAAAGCCAAUAUGUGUAUAAUGGAUAUAUGUGUAUUUGAUAAGACCAUGUGGUUUGUUUUUGUCAAAUUCUGCAUGCUCUUUGUCUCGGACUCUGGCUGCCACUAGAGUGCUUUUGAUUUAUAUAUUAUCAUGAAUGAUGAAUGAUGAAUGAUGCAUGUUAAUUGUUAAUG